Acanthosepion pharaonis is the source of this 1584-nucleotide messenger RNA. Lineage: Eukaryota; Metazoa; Mollusca; Cephalopoda; Sepiida; Sepiidae. The record is from the annotation of a GenBank genome assembly.
AUGAUCCGCGGCCCAGUGACAAAUGAUCCGCGACUCAAAAGAGCUUCUCUUCCCCCUCCUUCUUGUUUUUCUUCUCUUCUUAAUACUACUACUAUUACUCGUACUCCUCCUUCUUCAUCAUCAUAUUAUUAUCCUUCGCCCUGUUCUUCUUCUCCUCUUUCUUCUUCUACUGUUUCUUCUGCUCUUCCUUCACCCCUAUUUCCUACACUCCUGCUCAUCCUUCUUCACCCUUCUCUUCCCCUCAUCCUCUUCCUUCUUCUUACCCUCCUCUUUCUCCUCCUCCUCCUUUUUCGCGUCUUUCUUCUCCUCAUCCGUUUUCUUUUCUUCUUCUUUUUGCUUCUACUCCCCUCCUUCUUCUCCUCCCCUUCUACUUCUUCUUCUUCUUCUCGACCUUCUCCUACUCCUUAUUCUCCUCCUCCUCCUUCUUCACCCUUCUCUUCCCCUCAUCCUCUUCCUACUUCUUCCCCUUCUCUUUCUCCUCCUCCUUUUUCUUGUCCUUCUUCUCCGUUUUCUUCUCUUCCUCCUCUUUUUGCUUCUUCUUCUCCCCUCCUUCUUCUCCUCCCCUUCUACUCCUUCUUCUUCUCCUCUUUUACUCCUCCUUCUUCUACUCUUUCUUCUUCUCCUUCUCGACCUUCUCCUACUCCUUAUUCUCCUCCUCCUUCUUCCCCCAUCCUUUUUGUCCUCCUUCUCUUCUUUUACUCGUCUUUCUUCACCUCAGCCUUUUCUUCUCGUCCUCCUCCUUUUGCUUCUUAUCCUCUUCUUCUUCUUCUUCUUCUUCUUCCUUUUUUCUUUCUCGCCGUCUUCCUCCUCCGCAUCUUUCUUCUUUUUUUUUUCUUCUCUUCCUCCUUAUUCUUUUGUUCUCCUUCUCCUCCUUUUCCUCCUUCUCCUUCUUUUCUUUCUUCUUCUUUUUCGUCUUCUUUUUCUUCUCGUCUUUCUCUUCCUUAUUCUUUUCUUCUUCUUCACCUUAUUCUUUUCUUCUGCUCCUUCUUUUCCUCCUCCUCCUCCUUUUCCUCCUCCUCCUUUUCCUCCUCCUCCUCCUCUUUUCCUCCUCCUCCUCCCUUUUUCCUUCAUUAUGUGAGUACGUGUGCAGUAGCGUCUCUUUCGCCACGUUCACUCUUUAUCCUCAUCUCUUUGUCCCUUUUAUACAUAUCUUCUCUAUCUAUCUACCUAUCUAUCUAUCUAUCUAUCUUUCUGAGUCUGUUUUAUUUGUCUAUCUAUCUAUCUAUCUAUCUAUCUAUCUAUCUAUCUAUCUAUCAGAAUGUGUUUUUAUCUAUCUGUCUAUCCAUCUAUCUAUCUCCUUCACUUUGUCUAUACAUAUCUAUCUAUCUAUCUAUCUAUCUAUCUAUCUAUAAAUUUAUCUAUUUAUCUAUCUAUCUAUCUGUUUUCUCUAUCUAUCUAUUUCUUUUUUAUAUUUGUGUUUUUAUACAUCUAUCUAUCUAUCUCAUUCUUUUUUUAUCUAUCUUUUAUAUCUGUAUGUGUCUGUAUUUGCGCUGUUGUCCCGCCAUUUUCUCCUCAAUAUCUCUUUCCCACAGCGUCCAGAGCAUCUCCACGCCCACACGCCACACUCUUUUCUCCAGGCUAUAG